This is a messenger RNA of Bactrocera tryoni, 656 nucleotides long. RefSeq names its product adult-specific cuticular protein ACP-20 (gene Cpr66Cb). NCBI's taxonomy places the organism in Eukaryota, Metazoa, Arthropoda, Insecta, Diptera, Tephritidae. Bases 53 to 496 code for a protein of 147 amino acids. The transcript has 4 exons. The record is from RefSeq and is a predicted model, not a curated record. Gene Ontology annotation, cellular component: extracellular matrix.
UAUAACUAAGCGCUUAAUAAAUAUUAAAAAUACAAAAACUAAUUCUUACGAAAUGGCACUGAAGUAUUUGAUUUUCGCUUCUGCGCUCUGCCUUACCAUGGCUUCACCCAUAGGCCACUAUUAUGAAGAACAAGGUGGCUAUGAAGAGCUCGGCGGACAUGAACUUGGCGGUCACGAGCUUGGCGGCCACGAUCUUCACCAAAUCGAACGCGUCUCUUUGGGCGAGGAACAUCACGGCUAUGAGCAAGAGGAAGAGCAUGUGGAUUACUAUGCUCCACCAAAAUACGCUUUCAAAUACGGCGUGAAUGACUUCCACACCGGAGAUGUGAAAUCGCAACAUGAAUCGCGCGAUGGUGAUUCCGUUAAAGGCCAAUACUCCUUGGUUGAACCGGACGGCUCCAUCCGCACCGUGGACUACACCGCGGACAAACACAACGGCUUCAACGCUGUCGUGCACAAAACCUCACCAGUACACCACGAGGAAGGACAUUAUUAAGCAAAUUUGAAGGCAUAAACGAUUUAAAUGUAAUUGAAGCGAAGCUUAGCAACAGCGGCAGCAGCAGAAAUAUAGUACUUAGUUGUAAAUUCCAAACGUAUUAGCUAAAUUAUAAAAUGAAUGGAAAGUUGAAAGCGAACACGCAACAAACAAGCUGAGA